Molecule: messenger RNA, 575 nt
Organism: Notothenia coriiceps (black rockcod)
Lineage: Eukaryota; Metazoa; Chordata; Actinopteri; Perciformes; Nototheniidae
Product: neurolysin, mitochondrial-like
Exons: 2
Coding region: 252-560 (102 amino acids)
Source: RefSeq, a predicted model, not a curated record
ACACUGUAAUCCGGAGGACAGUGAACGAGGUUUAUUUAAAAAAAGGGGGGAGAUUUUUUAGGAGUGUGCUCCCUCUCACUCCUGUUCACUGUCCUCCGGAUUCCUGCAGGACUCCAGUGUCGCGGAGAGCCCAUGCACAAUUGAAUGUGUCUACUUUUACUACCAGAUGUGCUGUCACGAUUACGUCACUUCCGCCGAUCUAGCACUAACCCCACAACGGACCUAACGAACCAUCAUUCAAAAUCUGAACCAUGGGGCCGACAGAUGAGGCGGUGAAUGGCAGCCAGAUCCCGGUCUGCUCCGAGAACCGUCUGCGUUGGGACCUGAGCACCGAGCAGAUCCAGCAGCUCACCGACAAACUCAUUGCCAACACCAAGGAGGUGUACGAUGGCGUGGGAGCGCUGGACAUCGACAGUGUCACCGUCGAGAACACGCUCAAGGCCCUCGCUGACGUGGAGGUGGAAUACACCGGUCAGUGUCCACCAAUCGGCAGCGUUUCUCUCCUGAUGCUAAAUAUGUGUACAGAUGAUGGUCAUCUCUUUUCAUAUCCAAAAAGCUAAAGUUAUUUAGAAUAU